AGCUAUCAGUCGAUCAAAACAAGUAACUCAAUCAACCGUUCAAAUCAAUUGAAGCUAGCUCCUAAUUUCCAAACAAGACCAUGGUGUGACUUGUGUUUGAAUCUUUCCGCAUAUCCAAACUUCCCCUCGUGCAGUAUUGUUCCCAAGUCGUAGCGAUGCCCAACGUGAUAGUUCUAGACAAUGGUGGCGGCCUGAUUAAGGCGGGGAUCAGCGGCGAGAGAGACCCCGCCGCAGUAGUCCCGAACUGCACUGGCCGUCCUCUUGCUUCGAAGAAGUGGCUCAUCGCCGACCAACUCCUCGCCCCAGACGCAGAUCUCACCUCGGCCACCGUCCGCCGCCCAAUCGACCGCGGCCACAUCAUCAACGCCGACCUGCAAUCCUCGAUCUGGUCCCACAUUUUCAGCAAUCUCCUCAAGAUCAGCCCCUCCCAAUCCUCCCUCCUCCUCACCGAACCCCUCUUCACUCUCCCCUCCAUCCAACGCUCCAUUGAUGAAAUCAUUUUCGAAGAAUUCAACUUCCGGGCACUGUUCGUGGCCGAUUCGCCAUCUCUGGUCCAUCUCUACGAGGCCUCACGCAGGCCCUAUGGGCUUGUUUCCAAGGCCCAAUGUAGCCUCGUUGUGGACUCUGGGUUCUCCUUCACCCACGCAUCUCCGGUGUUCCAGAACUUCACUCUUAACUAUGGGGUAAAAAGGCUUGACCUUGGGGGAAAGGCUCUGAGUAAUUACUUGAAAGAGCUGGUGAGCUAUAGAAGCUUGAAUGUCAUGGAUGAGAGCUUUCUUAUGGAUGAUGUUAAGGAGAAACUCUGCUUUGUUUCUUUGGAUGCUGCCAGAGAUUUGAAGAUUGCUAGGAAACCCGGCAGGGAUAAUUUGUUCAAAUGCACAUAUGUACUCCCUGAUGGUGUUACACAUAUGAGAGGUUUUGUAAAAGAUCAUGAGGAAGCAGAGAGAUACAUGUCUCUCUAUGAUUCAACUGAACAUCAACUACCCGAAACACAAAAUAGUGUUGAUCAGGAGGACAUCACUGAUGACAUUGAUAGCCGAAAAAAGAUUGAUGUGUCAAGAAUUGACUUGUCAAAAAAUGAAUUUGGUUUAACAAAUGAAAGAUUCCUUGUCCCGGAGAUGAUUUUCCGCCCAGCAGACCUAGGAAUGAACCAGGCUGGACUUGCAGAGUGUAUUGUACGAGCUGUCAAUUCCUGUCAUCCUCAUCUUCACCCUGUGCUCUAUGAGAGCAUAAUUUUGACUGGUGGCAGUACAUUAUUCUCUGGAUUUGCUGAAAGGCUAGAAAAUGAGCUUCGGCCUCUUGUCCCUGAUAAAUAUCGCGUGAAGAUCACAGCACAAGAAGAUCCUAUACUCGGGGUGUGGAGGGGUGGAUCACUUUUGGCAUCAAGUCCUGAUUUUGAAACCAUGUGUGUAAGCAAGGCCGAGUACGAGGAGCUUGGAUCUGUACGGUGUCGUAGGAGAUUCUUGCACUAGAUUUUGUCUUUCUUGCUUGCUUGCGAAUGGCCGUGAAGAAAAAAACAUGCUCCACACACUUAUCACCAAUGCCAAUCACCAAACAAACCUAUGAAGGAGAACCCGGACAUGACACGGGCCUCGUACUUGCCCUGGGCAGUGACGACGUUCUCCUGGCCUGUCACGGGUUUCCGGAGGAGGAUGCGGCUGGUGUGGAAGACGGCGAGGGAGUAGCCAAAAAUGAAGUCGACGGUGCCGUAGAUGUGGCAGCGGUAGAAUAGCUGGCGGUAGGCCUGGGCAAGGAGGGUGUCUUGGUAGGCGGAGAUUUUGCAUCGGAAGAAGAUGGCUUUGUCGGCGUCCACCAUCAAUGCCACCGCCUGGCCCUUGUCCGCGCCGGCGGUGUUCUCAAAUCUCAUGUCUCUCGCCAUAAACCCCGUGCCGGACGCAGCUAUAGAUCAGAUCAUGCAAAUAUGCCAAACCAAACAUUAGUCACUCUAACGAACAUAUAGUGCCAAAGCAAGAAUUAUGUAUGCGA
This is a messenger RNA of Cuscuta campestris, 1986 nucleotides long. The record is from the annotation of a GenBank genome assembly. Lineage: Eukaryota; Viridiplantae; Streptophyta; Magnoliopsida; Solanales; Convolvulaceae.